This is a messenger RNA of Aspergillus campestris IBT 28561, 1913 nucleotides long. RefSeq names its product KRI1 family protein. NCBI's taxonomy places the organism in Eukaryota, Fungi, Ascomycota, Eurotiomycetes, Eurotiales, Aspergillaceae. Bases 31 to 1860 code for a protein of 609 amino acids. Gene Ontology annotation, cellular component: nucleolus; 90S preribosome. The transcript has 2 exons. Gene Ontology annotation, biological process: endonucleolytic cleavage in ITS1 to separate SSU-rRNA from 5.8S rRNA and LSU-rRNA from tricistronic rRNA transcript (SSU-rRNA, 5.8S rRNA, LSU-rRNA). The record is from RefSeq and is a predicted model, not a curated record.
UGUUCAAUCUUUUUUCUACAAACAGCAAAAAUGGAGCCUCCGGCGAAAAAAUCGCGCAUGCUGCUAGAUGAUAGCAACUCGGAUGAUUCUGGAGAUGAAUCUGGUGGUGUUACACUGAAUACUUCCGGCGACAAGGACUUCAAGAUCAAGGUCAACGAAGAUUACGCCCGCCGCUUUGAGUACAACAAGAAGAGAGAAGAACUGGCGAAGCUGGAGGCGAAACACGGAAGUGCUGCUCACGAGGAAUCUGAAGAGGAUUCCGAAGAUGGUGUGGAAGAAGAUGACGAGGCCGAGCUAGCUACUGAAGCCCUUGAUGCGGAAAUCAUGGAUACAUUGAACGCGAUCCGAUCGAAAGACCCUCGUGUAUACGACGCCAAUGCGACCUUCUACCACGAGGGAGAAGAAGACGGCCAGCCUGGCAGCUCAGACAAGAAAGAAAAGCCCAUGACGCUACGAGACUACCAUCGGAAAACGCUCCUCAGUGGUGCUCAUCUGGCGGAUGAAGAUGAGGAUGCGCCCAAGACCUACGCCCAGGAACAGGAAGACCUGAAGAUGGCGAUCGUGAAAGAGAUGCAUGCUUCCGGCGAUCAGGAAGCGUCGGAGGAUGACGAGGAAUCUGAUGAGGACAACCUCUUGGUCGCCAAGUCGGCCCCCGAACGUCCCUCGACGUCCAAAGCUGAUGUCAAGCUCGAUGUUGAGAACGCGGACAAAGACCCCGAAUCUUUCCUGUCGAAUUUUAUGUCUGCCAGAGCCUGGCUCCCGACCAAUCGAUCGGAGCUGAAGCCUUUCGAUUCUGACGACGAGGAAGAAGAGCAGCGCGCCGAAGUCUUCGAAGAGGCAUACAACUUCCGCUUCGAAGACCCCAGCAAGAUGAACACGGUAUUGAUCACGCACUCCCGUGAUGCAAUCAACCAGCAGACCGUCCGCCGGGAUGAGAAGAGCGGCCGGAAGAAGAUCCGCGACCUCGAGCGCCAGCGGAAGGAAGAAGAAAAGAAGCAGCGCGAGACCGAAAAGAACCGGUUGCGAAAGCUGAAGGCGGAGGAAUUACAGAACAAGGUCAACAAGAUCAAGGAAGUGGCCGGCAUCCGUGCGUCCAAGUUCACGGACGACGACUGGACCAAGUUCCUGGAUGGCUCCUGGGAUGACAAGGACUGGGAGAAAGAAAUGCAGAAGCGCUUCGGCGACGACUACUACGCCGAAGGCGACGGGAUCGGGAGCGACGAGGAGGGAGGCAAAAAACGGAAACACCCGAAGAAGCCGACCUGGGACGACGACAUUGACAUCAAAGACCUGGUGCCUGACUUCGAGGACGAUGAGAAGCCGACUGCAGGCUUGUCUGACGUCGAGAUGGGCGAUGACGACAACGAUGACUCCCCCCAGAAGAGCAAGGCCCAGGAGCGGCGUGAUGCGAAACGGGAAGCCCGUAAGGACAAGCUUCGCAUUGAGGAGGCGCUCGACCGCACUCUCGACCUAGACAUCACUCUCCUUCCCGGUGCGACGAAGAAGAACGCCACUCGUUUCCGCUACCGCGAGACAUCUCCCGAGAGUUUCGGGCUGACGGCGCGCGACAUUCUCAUGGCGAACGAUCACGACUUGAACAAAUACGCCGGGUUGAAGAAGCUUGCUUCGUUCCGCGAAGAGGAGAAGAAGCGUAAGGAUCAUAAGAACCUGGGCAAGAAAGCUCGACUGAGGCAAUGGCGCAACGAUACGUUCGGUAGCGAAGCCGAGCCCGAAUGGCGCGUUGGCGAGGCCAAGGCUGCCGAGGAUGCGCAGGAGGAGACGACCGAAGGCAAGGUUGAUAUUCGCGGGGAUGAUGGAGAGCCACGGAAGAAGAAGAGAAAGAGGUCCAAGAAGAAUUAAUGAUUGUGUUUGUAUAAAAGUGUGAUGGGCUAGUGCAUGUAUACCAGGCCGUU